Messenger RNA from Apis cerana (Asiatic honeybee), 8451 nucleotides. RefSeq names its product bromodomain and WD repeat-containing protein (gene BRWD3). Gene Ontology annotation, cellular component: nucleus. Gene Ontology annotation, biological process: regulation of transcription by RNA polymerase II; regulation of cell shape; cytoskeleton organization. The record is from RefSeq and is a predicted model, not a curated record. Gene Ontology annotation, molecular function: protein binding. Lineage: Eukaryota; Metazoa; Arthropoda; Insecta; Hymenoptera; Apidae.
CUUAUAUAUACACAUAUCGUUACACAUCGAUAUUUCGAGUUUAUUCGAGUUACGUAGCGUCCAUCUUGAAGUUUUAGCUUUUGUGAAAAAAUGCAUAUUAUGUUUUUAUUCUUCUUAAAUAUAUUAAACACAAGCAGAAUUUAAUUUUAUAAUAGAUGAAAAUUUUUAUUAUAUUACAAAAUAAAUGCAAACAUUACCAUAUUAUUAAAACAUAUAUGAUUAAAAUUAAAAAAUUAGUUUAAUAUGUUUAUAUUCUAUGAUAACAUAUAAAAUUUAAAUAGAAAAAAAUAGAAAAUUAUAUAUAUAAGAAUAUUAAUAUUUUUUUUAUUAAUAAUAUUUUCAUGAAAUCAUUGUUUAUUAUUUUAUUUGAAUCACUGUAAAAUUGUAAGUGUUUCAUUAUAAGUAAAUUUCUAUUCUUUCUAUUCUUUUACAAAAAUUAUAAUUAUAAUAAAUAAUUAAUAUUUAUUAAUAUAUGACAAUAAUAAUUAUGAUGAACUUUAUUUUAUAUAACCUGCUUUAUGUUAUAUUUAAAUCAAGAUUAUUUGCUUUUUUCAUAUUUCUUAUAAUCAUGUUUCUAUCACUGCAUUUUUAAUUUCAAAUAAACCGCGUUACAUAGUACAGAUUCAUAUAUACAUUUUAUCGUAAUGCUUUAAACCAAAAACAUAUUAAAACAAAUUAAAACAUAUAAUAGUAAUGUUAAAAUGAGUUAUCUAAUUUUAUUUUUUAUUGAAAUGUAAAAGAAAAAAAGACAGUCCUUCCUUCUCUUCAAGAAGUUCAAAUUAAAAUAAAAUUAUACAGGGUUUUGGGAUACAAGUUACGUCCCUGUAUAAUACGGUACGUUGUGUCGACAAUCGGGAAGGGGGGGGGACUACUUUCCGUUGAGGAGGUGAGCGUGCGUGUGCGUCUCGCGGUCGAGACAUCGCGAGAGAGAAAAUGAAAUCUGAAAUGGUUACUGCCGCGCUAUGACCCUAAAAAGCAAAUGUUUCUCUUUGUCUGUGAGUGAAUAAUAAACGAUUGAUCAGGCGAAAUGGAGGGCAGCGUGGCGAAGAACGAGACUGUAAUAGCACCAGAGCUGUACUUCCUAAUUGCCAAAUUCUUAGCGGCGGGACCUUGUCGUGAGGCCGCAGAUGUGUUGAAGCGUGAAUUGGAGCGAGCUAAGGUUUUGCCGCAAAGAUUAGAUUGGGAAGGGCAUGUACAUAAUCAAACCUUUGAGGAAUUGGAAAAGAAAUAUUCUCAUAUUGGAUCAAAUCAUUUACUACAAAUAUGUGCCAGAAUUGGACCAGUAUUGGAAAAAGAAGUACCUCCAUGUAUAUCGGGAGCAAUAUCUCUUUUAGGAGCUGGCAGACAGUCUUUGUUGCGUACACACGAAGAUGUCCAACGUCAAAUGCAUACUGUUACUUCAUAUUCUGGCAGACUAGGUGGAAAACCAUUUUUGGAUUCACCUUAUAGUUUAUUAGUGCCUAAUAUAGUACAUGUACUUCAAGGAAGAGAAAAUUCAGGUCCUCUAAGUCGAAGAGAGGCAAUACCAACAAAGUUUUAUAAUAAAAUGCAGUUAUAUAGGCACACAUUAGGGCAUUUAUCUGCAGUAUAUUGUGUUCUUUUUGAUCGUACUGGAAAAUAUAUCAUAACUGGUGCAGAUGAUUUGCUUGUUAAAGUGUGGAGUUCUAUUGAUGGACGAUUAUUAGCAACUUUUCGAGGAGCAUCUGCUGAAAUUAUGGAUAUUGCAGUAAAUUUUGAUAAUUCUUUACUUGCUGCUGGUAGUUUAGAUCGAAUAUUAAGAGUUUGGUGUUUUCAAACAAUGUCUCCUGUUGCAGUUCUUUCUGGACAUUCUGGUAUGAUUACAUCUGUAAAUUUUUGUCCUAUAUCUUGCAAUGGUGUUUAUUAUUUAGUUUCUACAAGUACAGAUGGUUCUGUUGCUUUUUGGUCUCAUACAAAAAAAGGCAAUGAAAGAGCAAUUUUUCAACCAAAACCAAUUCAGUAUCAUGAAAAAAUGCGCCCAGGUCAAGCACAAAUGAUAUGUGCUUCAUUUAGUCCUGGUGGUGCAUUUAUGGCAGCUGGUUCAGCAGACCAUCAUGUUAGAGUAUAUUCAAUGUUAGGAGAUGAAGGUCCAUGUAGAGUUUUAGAAGUUGAAGCACAUUCUGAUACAGUUGAUAGCAUUCAAUGGGCGCAUAAUGGUUUAAAGUUUAUUUCUGGUUCUAAAGAUGGUACUGCAAAUGUAUGGCAUUUUGAACAACAACAAUGGAUGUAUAAACGUUUAUUAAUGACUACAAAACUUCCUGGAGAAUCAGAAACAGAGGAUGAUUCUAACAAAAAAGCUAAAGUGACUAUGGUUAGUUGGGAUGUAAGUGAUGAAUGGGUUAUCACAGCUGUAAAUGAUAGUUGUCUCAAAGUAUGGAAUGCAAAAUCAGGUGAAUUAGUGAAAAUUCUACGUGGACAUAAAGAUGAAGUCUUUGUGUUAGAAUCUCAUCCAAUAGAUCCUCGUGUUAUAUUAAGUGCUGGACAUGAUGGACAACUUAUAAUUUGGGAUGUUCUGAAUACAGAACCAAUAGCGUGUUUUCAAAAUUUUAUUGAAGGACAAGGUAAUGGUGCUGUUUUUGAUGCAAAAUGGUCUCCAGAUGGAACAAUGUUAGCAGCAACUGAUUCUCAUGGACAUCUUUUAAUAUAUGGAUUUGGAUCAGGUGUUGAAAAACUUAAAAUAGUACCCAAAGAAUUAUUUUUCCAUACGGAUUAUAGACCUUUAAUACGAGAUGCAAAUAAUUAUGUUUUGGAUGAACAAACACAAACUGCACCUCACUUAAUGCCUCCACCAUUUUUAGUGGAUGUUGAUGGAAAUCCUUAUCCACCAGCAUUACAAAGAUUGGUUCCUGGAAGAGAAAAUUGUAGAGGGGAACAAUUAGUACCAAAUAUUGCAGUAGGUGCUGGAGGAAUGCAAGAAGUUAUAGAAGGACUCCCAGCUCAGGAACCACGAUCUAAUAUUGAUCAAUUAAUUGAAGCACUUGCACAAAGGCAAAAUAUUAAUGCUGAUGCAGAAAGUGCAGCUGAUGAGAGAGAAGAAAAUGCAGCUGAGCAACCAGUUCGUCAAAUGGCUAGUCCUCGAGGAAGUAGAUCUGGAUUAAGAAGAGCUGGAGAUGUAGAAGGUGUACGACAAAGUAGCGGUAAUUGGCAAAGAGAUAAUACUACACCUUGGAACAAACCUAUUCUUGCUCGACCCAUGAAUCCAGCUGUUAGAGAAACACAAAUUAAAGUUUUACAUGCGACAGCAGAAAUGGAACUUGAAAAUUUAAAACGCGAAAUGCGAAAAAGACCACAACCAGUAUCAAAUACUGCCAAUACUGAAGAUAAUAUAGGUAGUAGAAUAGCAAAUCGAAAACGUAACAGAACUACUAGACAUGGUUAUAGAACUAGAGCUACACGUGGUGAAGAACAAGAAGAUGAUGAUUUCGAGAAUCCUGAUAAUGUGGGAACAACAGGAAGUUCAGCCAGUAGUAAUAGUAAUGAUUCUACUGCUCAUGAAGAAGAUUUAUGUUCUGAUAGUUCUACAUCAGAGUCUAGCACAGAAUAUUCAGAUUGGAUUGCUGAUCAUGGUUUAAAUCUAGAACCACCAAAGCGAAGUAAACGUAAACCUGUAAAAAAGCGAUCUCUCACUCCUCCAAGUGACAUGGAUAGAAGACGUAAUAGACGUCCUAGAAAAAAGGACAUUCCAUUGUCUACUGGCAUCGAUGAUAUCCCAGACGUUUUUAGACCUUCAGAAUGGCUUACCGAGAUAAUACCAAGGAAAGCUCCUUAUUAUCCCCAAAUGGGUGAUGAAAUAGUAUACUUUCGACAAGGUCAUCAAUUUUACUUAGAUGCUGUUAGAAAUAAAAAAGUAUAUGAACUUGGUCCACGAUGUGAACCAUGGAAUAAAGUUAAUAUAAGAGCCCAAGAAUUCGUAAAAGUAGUAGGUAUUAAAUAUGAAAUACGUCCACCUCGAUUGUGUUGUUUGAAAUUAGCACUAAUGGAUGAAGAUGGAAGAUUAACAGGAGAAAAUUUUACUAUUAAAUAUCAUGAUAUGGCUGAUGUAUUAGAUUUUUUAGUUUUACGUCAAACAUUCGAUACAGCCUUAGCGCGUAGUUGGUCUGAAGGAGACCGAUUCCGUUGUAUGAUUGAUGAUGGAUGGUGGAUGGGUCAAAUUCAAUCAAUGGAACCUUUAGAUGAAGAUUUUCCUGAAUCUUUUUUUAUGUGUUUUCGUGUCAGAUGGGAUAACGGUGAAUAUGAAAGAAUGAGUCCUUGGGAUCUUGAGCCAAUUGAUGAAAAUAGACUUCCAGCAGAACUUGGAGGUGCAGUUCCUGUACUUCCAGAAGAGAUACGAACAAUAUUGUAUCAACCUCAUGCAGAAGAAUGGCCUAUGGGAGAUCGAGAAGCAACAUGUCGCAGAAUUAUACGUGGACUAGAUCAAGUGAUGAGUCUUGCAAUUGCAGAACCAUUUAUGGCGCCUGUUGAUCUUAAUGCAUAUCCUGCAUAUGCAUUUGUUGUAGAAUAUCCUAUUGAUUUAACAACCAUAAAAGCUCGUUUUGAAAAUAAUUUUUAUCGAAGGAUAACAUCUGCGCAGUUUGAUGUUAGAUACUUAGCAACAAAUGCAGAACAAUUUAAUGAACCACAUAGUCAAAUAGUAAAGCAUGCAAGAAUAGUUACUGAUUUAUGUCUACGUAUUAUAAAAGAAACUACAGAAAUAGAUGUACCAGCUCUCUAUCAUCAAUUAGUUGAUACAUACCAUUCUUCUGAAUCAGAAGUUGAUGUAGAAGAUACAAAGAAUAGACCUUCAACUAGUACUCAGAGAGCAACUUCAAGUAGAAAUCUACGUUCACCAGAAGUAUCAAAUGAUUGGAAAGUAGCUUGUCGUCAAUUAUUAGAAACAUUAUGGCAAUGUGAAGAUUCUAUACCUUUCAGAGAACCAGUUGAUAGAUUAGAACAUCCAGAUUAUCAUCAAAUUAUAGAUACACCAAUGGAUUUACGUACAGUAAAAGAAGAUUUAUUAGGAGGAAAUUAUGAAACUCCUUUAGAAUUUGCCAAAGAUAUGCGAUUAAUAUUUACAAAUAGUAGGAAUUAUAACACUAAUAAGCGAUCAAGGAUAUAUUCAAUGACAAUAAGAUUAUCAGCUAUGUUUGAAGAACAUAUGCGAAAAAUUAUUUCAAAUUGGAAAUCUGCAAGAAGACGUAAUAAUAAUACGAAAAAUACAAAAGGAAAGGGUAGAAGAGGUAAAGUUCGACUAACAAAUGGAACUGCACCUUCAAAAUCAAAAUCUGCUUGUUCUGAUGCAGAUGAAAUAGAUAGUGAAGAUGAAAAUAUUAAUUUAAAUGAUGUAGAAAAAAACAAUUCCAAUGUAUUUGCACCAGGACCAUCACGUAUGACGAAUGGACACACGAAACGUUCUUCUAAUACGACGCGACCUACGCUAAAACUUAGAAUUUCUAGAUCUACAGUACCAAAAAAAACAAAAGAAAGUGAAAGUGAAGCCAGUGAUUCAGAAGCUUCUUCAGAAAGUGAAAGUAGUGGUAGUGUACCUAUAAGAAGGACACGAGCAAGAAAAACAGUACCUAGUGUAAGUGCUGAUAGUGAUUCUGGAGAAGUAUAUACACCCAGUGGACGUGGAAAACAAACUCGAAAAAAUCGUGCAAAGAAUAGCAAAAAUAAUAAACAAGUAAAAUCAAAGUCAAAGUUAAAUUUUUAUGAAAAUUCAAAAAAUGAUGAUGAAGCAUUUACAACAAAUGAAUUAUCAGAUGAAGAGAGCGAAGAGGAAGUUAUUAAUAGAAGUAGAACAAGAUCACGAAAGUUAGCAUCUACAUCUGAACAUGAGGAUACUUUUAAAAAUACAAUAAAAAGUGGAAAAAAUAAUAUUGAAAGUCAAACUGAGGAAGAAGAAGAAGAGGAAGAAGAAGAAGAGGAAGAAGAAGAGGAAGAAGAAGAACAAUCUCAACAUGAAAUUAAUAAUCAAGAUUCAGAUAGUGAAGAAUCAGACAAAGCUUUUGUAUCAUCAAGAUCUCAAAGAAGAAUUCGUGGAACCAGAGAAAUACAAAAUCAAGAACAAACACAAAAUCCAAGAAGGACUGGAAAACGACCUCGUUAUAAUGAAGAAAGUGAUGAGAGCAAUACAGUGCCAGUUAGAAAUCGACGUAAAAUUAAACGUCGAUAUUAUGCAGAAGAAAGUGACGAAAGUCCUGAACCUGAAAAUGUACCACGUAUUAGUAUAAGUAGUAGAGGACGAGUACGCAAAAUGACGGAACGAGCACGGGCUUUUCUUUUAGAUUCACCCUAACAGCAUCUUUCAUACUAAAAAUAAAAAUGUAAAUUAUUAUCUUUCAAGUAAAUCUUACAAAAGUUUAAAAAUAAUGUAAAAAUUUAAAAUGUUAUUUGAUAAUGUUUAUUCUGAAACAUUCGACUGUAUUCAUAUUGUAGCAUUACACGAAAUUUGUGUAUGCCAGGAUAUAUUGCCUGAGGAUCUAGGAUAAGAUUAUAGAUAGACUGUACGUAUAAACACUUGAGAUUGUCAUAGCAAUUCAUUAUAAACACUGCUACAAAGUACUUCCAUUAUUAUGAAGCACAUUGAUAAUAUUAUUUUUUUAUGUUUAAAUACAUAAUCAAUUAACAUUAAUUAAUUAACAUUAAUAAGAUAAAUUUAGUAGCAAGCGGAAACAGUGUAAUCAUUCUAUAAUAUUGUUUUGUUUUAUUAAUACACUUUUUAUAUAUUUUUCCAAAUUUUAUGAUAUUAUUGGUUAUUUGCAUAUAAAAUAUUUAUUGUAGUUUCAAUUUAUACAUAAUUCAUGAUAUUUAAAAUCAAAUAAUGACUAAAUCAUUAUAUAAUUAUUUUUGCAAAGUAUUUUGAAUUGUUACUGAUAUUGAUACUGUUUAAAACUAUUAAUAGAAUAUUCUUUACAAAUCCUGAAUUUCUAUAUAAUAAUAACAGUAAAAAAUGAAAUAAUGUAUGAUAGUGUUUAUAUUACAUUGUUGAAAAUAUGUUAUUGUACCUGGAAUGACGUAAAGAAGAUGCCCAUCUUAUUCAGGGAACAUAACUUUAAGCUUAGCUUAAUAACUUCAACUUUUGCUUUUUUGAAAAAAGUCAAUUGACAAAUGAGAAGUUACUUUCAUGCUAAGAUCUUAAACAAUUUAAAAAAAAAAGCAUUAUCUAAUUAUAUGCAGUUAAUAAAAAUAAUCUGUAUCAGUGUUUAUGUUUAUAUUUGAUAAAAUUUCAUAAAUGAAAUUAUAAUGUAAAUCUUUUUAAUAACACUGACACAUGCUUAAUGAAUUUAGUAUAUUUACAUAUUUGUACAUUUUUCUAAUAAAAUAAUCUUUCAUAUGUCUUAAUAAAAAUAAAAUUAAUUUCAGAUUCAUUAAAUUGCAUAUAUAUGAAAUACUAGCUUUUUAUUGCGUGCACACUUUUAAUAUUCAUAGAUUAUGUCAAGUGUUUGUACAUUGAAAAGAAAUUGUACUUACUAUCCAUAUUUUGUAAAUUACAUUAAAUGAGGCAGUGCCUUUACAUGUGCGAUUAUUUAUUUUAAAUACAUAGAUUGAAAGCAAUAAAAAUAUUUUGUUUUUUAAAAGAAUAAUCAUGCAGAAAUUGAAUACCUUCCAAUUAAAUUAUUAAUUUAAUAAUUUAAUAAUGGCACUGUUUUCGCUUUUUACAACUAUACUUAAAAUAUAUUAUUUGUAAAUACGAAAUACACAUACACGCCCGCGCGCACAUACACACACAUACCCACACACACAUAUACAUAACAUGAUUACAAUUUUUUUUAAAGAUAUGUAAAACAAAUGUGUGCUUUACAUGAUCUAUAGUAUGAAGUAGUAACUUUUUACAUGUAAUUUGUAUGUCCGUUAGAAAAUUAAGAACCAAUGCUCGUGCGACUUUAGGAAUUUUUCAUACAUAAAAAUAGACAUUUUUCAGAUUUAUAUAGCAUAAAGAUUAAUUUACUUAUACAAUAGGAUACAAAUUUUUCAAGACAGUUAUGCAACCGGCAAACUAAUAUAGUAUAAGAAUAUGUGCACAAAUAUUGGAAGUCUUGACUGUCUCGAGCCAUUGUGAUAUUAGUUUAAGAAUAUUAAACAUAAAAUAAUAUAAAUAAUAAUAAUUAGAAAAAUAUAACGGAUAUUUUUUUAAUAAUGCCUUGAAGAAAAGGAGUCAUAUCAUGUGGACUCAAGAAGUCAAAUAUAUCUGGUUAUAUUAAUUUAAUAUUAAUCUUAACUUUGAUCAUUUAAUUAAUUAUAUUACUAUUAACGUGUUUCGUAUCUUAAUCUUCAAAACUAAUAUAAUUUUAUGUACAUAAAUAUUGUUACAUAACAAAACUUAAUUAACACGGCAGCGAUAUAGUUUCGAUUUAUGUAAAGUUUAAAACUUUAGUUGUGAAAUCAGUGUACUCUGUUACAUACUUAGUUUAUCGAAACCCACCGUCACCAAUAAAAAAAUAUUAAAUUGUUUCA